AUGAUAGUACUAAUUGAAGUAAAUAUUGAAACAUUAAUAGGUGAUGUUUAUGGAAAUGAUUUUGAUUCAUUAUUAUGUGUGUUCAAAGGAUAUUUUAUGGCUUCAAUAUGUUGUACUAUAUAUCAUGCUUUUGUGACACAGGCUUUCUUUCGUCUUUGUCUUAUUGUAUAUUCAAACCAUAGAUGGCUCCAACAGUAUUGGUUCUAUAUUAUCAUCGGGCCUAUUCAAGUAGUAAUAGCCUUUACUCUUCUGUCUCCUCUUGUCAUUUGGCAUGAUAUACACUAUUUGCCCAAGGAGCAUUAUUGUUAUAUUCCAUUCACGAACCUUCGUGAUACACUUUGGCUUGUAUUCGGUGUCUAUAGUAUUCCUGUUUCAAGCUUGUCGAUCAUUUAUCUGCGUAUUACAAUAUUUAUUCGUCAACAGACAACUAAUCAAAGAUUAGUAGUGAGACGACGAGUAGAUCGAGAUAUAUCAGCCAUUCGACGUAUAAUUUUAAAUAUUAGUAUAUUACUUAGCCUUGGACUUCCAACUGUAGCUCUUCUUUUGAUGUUAGUUAUCACGGGUGUCGAACAUCCAUUAAUCUAUCGUACCAUGUGGAUUGCUGUUGAAGUCGGUGGCGCGAUACUAAGUGUCCAAAUGGUACUUAUGACACCUCAAUUAAAGACUAUUUUUAUAAAUCGAUGGCUACGAAAUAGAGUGGUACCUGCUGCACGCCCCCUUCAAAUGAGGGUUACUACAACUGUUGAAUAA
This is a messenger RNA of Adineta steineri, 750 nucleotides long. Lineage: Eukaryota; Metazoa; Rotifera; Eurotatoria; Adinetida; Adinetidae. The record is from the annotation of a GenBank genome assembly.